Molecule: messenger RNA, 206 nt
Organism: Diversispora eburnea
Lineage: Eukaryota; Fungi; Glomeromycota; Glomeromycetes; Diversisporales; Diversisporaceae
Source: the annotation of a GenBank genome assembly
UGGAAAAAGUAAGUAAUAUAGAAGUGGAUAAUAAUAGAGAAGUGAAUAAUAUAGAGAUGAGAAAAGUGAAUAAUAUAGAAGUAAAUAAUAAUAAAGAAGUGAAUAAUAUAGAGAUGAGAAAAGUGAGUAAUAUAGAAAUAGAAAAUUGGAAAAAGUGGAUUAAUAUAGAAGCAGAAAAAGUGAAUAAUAUAGAAGUGGAAAAGUGA